GCAACAGUCACCAUCAAACCCCAACCACCCCCAAAACCCACCAACCCACCAGCCAACAUGCCAAACCUCCACCAUUUCCUCACCCUCGCUCUCGCAGCAGCGGGCACCGCAACCGCCCACAUGCAGAUGAGCUACCCGCCCCCCCUCAAAUCCCAAACCAACCCCAACACCGCCAGCGCCGACUACAGCAUGACCUCCCCGCUGAAAGCCGACGGCUCCGACUUCCCCUGCAAGGGCUACCUGCCCCUUCUCGGCACGCCCGAGGGCGGCGCCGUCGCCUCCUGGGCCGCCGGCCAGUCCUACAACUUCACCAUCACGGGCGGGGCCGCGCAUGGAGGUGGUUCUUGCCAGGCUGCGCUGUCCGUUGAUGGCGGGCGGUCGUUUCGGGUGGUGCAUAGUUAUGAGGGUGGGUGUCCUGGCGAGGGGGAGAGCUCGUUUGGGUUUGUGGUGCCGGGGGAUACGCCGGCGGGGGAGGGGGCGGUGUUUGCGUGGACGUGGUUUAAUAAUAUUGGGAACCGCGAGAUGUACAUGAAUUGUGCGGUGGUGGAUAUUGUUGGGGGUGGCGGUGGUGCCGGAGGUGUGGCGUUUGCGAGCCGCCCCGGGUUGUUUACGGCGAAUAUUGGGAAUGGGUGUCGGACGGUGGACUCGGCGGAUGUCAAGUUUCCGGAUCCUGGGCCGGAUGUUGAUGCCGGUGCUGGCGCGACGGCGCCGACUGGGAGCUGUGGUUCGACGGGUGCUGGUGGUGGGAGUACCCCGGGUUCUGGCUCAGGGGCUGGAUCUGGUUCAGCACAAGGGAGCGAGCAGAAUUCUGGCGGAACCUCAGGUGAGCCCUCCCCUUCCAUCCCAACGGUUAUUGUCCCUGCCCCGUCCACCCAAGCCGAUCCGAUGCCGGUUACUAACGGCCCUGGGAAAGGAUGGACGCCCGGUAACGACUGGCCCGGCUGGUUUGAAUCUGGCGCCUCGAAAACAUCCAGCUGUGUCCUUCCGAUCGUGUCCUUUUGGAUGCUGCUUCUUGCAUAUCUUCUUGUUUGAGCAAAGUCUAGAGGUAGUUUUGAUUCCU
Molecule: messenger RNA, 1060 nt
Organism: Chaetomium fimeti
Lineage: Eukaryota; Fungi; Ascomycota; Sordariomycetes; Sordariales; Chaetomiaceae
Exons: 1
Coding region: 58-1032 (324 amino acids)
Source: RefSeq, a predicted model, not a curated record